UUCUACAACUCGACGAAGUGAUUACGAUUUUUCGAGAUGAAGACGAGCGAUUAUCAACCCCUCAACGCAUUCAAACUCAACUUGACGGUGUGGAAAUACGCGGGGAUCUGGCCGGCGGGGGUGAAAAGCCAAUCCCUUCGGUAUCUCUACUAUAUUUAUAACUCGAUAUCACCGACGAUCUGGUUCGGUUCGUUCUUCGUUCUUCAGUUCAUUCACAUCAUUCAGGUGAUCGCGGAUUUGGAACAAGUGAUGCACUCGAUAUAUUUGAUGAUUUCGUACUGUGCCAUGGCGUGUAAAUAUCAUUCGAUCCUGUGGUAUCGAAGGAGACUCGAGACGCUGUUCGAUAGUCUGAAUGAUCCGGUUUUUAAGCCGCGGCUGCCGUCGCACGUCGACGUUAUGAAUGAGUCUAUGAGGAUCGUCAGGAGGGACUCGAUCAUCUUCUUAUCGUCAGGCAUCUGCGCGACUAUCUUCUGGACCUUCUGGCCCUUGAUCGAUAGAAAAUCAGAGGAUAACGAAUUAGCGUAUCAGAUGUGGUGUCCCUUGGACAUAUCCCAGUCGCCGACGUUCGAGAUCGUCUACACUUAUCAGACAAUCGCUAUCACGUACAAUACGAUGUUCAAUACAAUGACGGAUACCGUCAUCUGUGGACUCCUGAAGAUGAUGUCAGGACAUCUGGAUGUUCUGAUUGAGGAUUAUGGUAUGAUCUUCGAGGACAUGUUCAUCUGUCCAGGGGAGGAAACACCGAGAACUGUCGCAGGAAAAAAGCUCGUGGAACUGGGGAAGGGUAAGGGGGAGGGUAAGACGUCGGCGGAGGGGGUGAGGGCAGUUCAAGGACGCCAGAUCCAGAAAUCUGAUGACGAAGGGAGAGACCUGGUGAUACCACCGGUUAUCGUCCCUCAGCUUUCGCAGACGGACUUGAAGACGAGGGUCUCCAGCUGCGUGAAGCUAGCCCUCGCUGUGGAGGGAUUCGCGAAUGAAGUCAAGGAUAUCUUUCAAGCCGGCAUUCUAGUCCAAUUCAUCGCAAGCUGUCUCAUCGUUUGUGCCAGUCUCUUUGCUUUGACUAUUCUGCCAACGAAGAGCUUUCAGUUCUUCUCCCUCGCGCAGUACCUCGCCUGCAUGCUGAUACAGAUAUUUUUGUACUGCUGGAGGGGUAACGAGGUGUCGCUGAAGUUCAGUGACCUAUCGGACGCUAUUUACAUGUGCGAUUGGACGACGUGCGACGGAAAGUUCCGGCGGUCAAUGGACAUUAUCAUGAGUCGAUCACAGAAGCCAGUGAUAUUGCUGAUUGGGGGCCUGUUCUCGUUAUCAGUUGAAACCUUCAUAUCGAUUCUCAAGUCAGCGUAUUCGUUCUUCAUGUUCUUUAAAGAAGUCAAACAGCAGAUGUCAAACUGAUGGUUAUGAUUGACUGAUGUUGAUGACAAGCAGAUGACAACUUUCACGUAGAUUGUAAUGCACUUAUGUAUCGAAAUAUAAUUAUAUGCAGUUGAUCGAAGGCAUGAUCAGGAUGUAGUAGACCUUUAUCUGGUAAACCCUUCAACCCUUCAGCCCUUUAGCCCUUCAACCCUUCAGCCCGUGAACC
Messenger RNA from Diachasmimorpha longicaudata, 1579 nucleotides. Its product is annotated as odorant receptor Or1-like. Gene Ontology annotation, biological process: sensory perception of smell; detection of chemical stimulus involved in sensory perception of smell. Gene Ontology annotation, molecular function: odorant binding; olfactory receptor activity. NCBI's taxonomy places the organism in Eukaryota, Metazoa, Arthropoda, Insecta, Hymenoptera, Braconidae. Gene Ontology annotation, cellular component: plasma membrane. The transcript has 7 exons. The coding region runs from base 37 to 1392 and encodes 451 amino acids. The record is from RefSeq and is a predicted model, not a curated record.